AUGGAAGUAGAGAACCAGACACAAGUUACACACUUCAUUCUGGUAGGGUUCCCUGGGAGUCCAGGCAUGCGUGCAUCAGUGUUCCUAAUGUUUCUGGUGGCCUAUAUUCUGACAGUUGCUGAAAACGUCAUCAUCAUCCUUUUGGUGCAGCAGAACCAGACCCUGCACAAGCCCAUGUACUUCUUCCUGGCUAACUUGUCCUUCUUGGAGACCUGGUACAUCUCUGUGACUGUGCCCAAGUUGCUGUUAAGCUUUUGGUCCACGAGUAAUAGCAUUUCCUUCACUCACUGUAUGAUACAACUUUAUUUCUUCAUUGCUCUCAUGUGCACUGAAUGUGUACUCUUGGCUGCCAUGGCCUAUGACCGCUAUGUGGCCAUCUGCCGACCACUCCACUACCCCACCAUUAUGAGCCAUGGUCUUUGCUUCCGCCUAGCUUUCGGUUCCUGGGCCAUUGGCUUUGGCAUCUCCUUGGCUAAGAUCUACUUCAUCUCCCGCCUCAGUUUCUGUGGCCCCAAUGUUAUAAAUCACUUCUUCUGUGACAUCUCUCCAGUACUCAACCUCUCCUGCACAGACAUGUCCCUAGCUGAGUUGGUGGACUUUAUACUGGCAUUGGUCAUCUUUUUGUUCCCCCUUUCCAUCACUACCCUGUCCUACGGAUGCAUUCUGGCCACUGUUGUACGUAUGCCCACCGGAAAGCAGAAAGCCUUCUCAACAUGUGCAUCCCAUCUUGUGGUCGUCACCAUCUUCUAUUCAGCCACUAUUUUCAUGUAUGCCCGUCCACGAGCCAUUCAUGCCUUUAACAUGAACAAAGUAAUUUCCAUUUUCUAUGCCAUUGUCACUCCUGCUCUUAACCCUUUCAUCUAUUGUCUGAGGAACCGAGAAGUCAAAGAGGCUCUGAAAAAACUGAUCAACUGUGGGGCCAUCACAUCUAUUUAA
Molecule: messenger RNA, 936 nt
Organism: Suncus etruscus (white-toothed pygmy shrew)
Lineage: Eukaryota; Metazoa; Chordata; Mammalia; Eulipotyphla; Soricidae
Product: olfactory receptor 6B1
Exons: 1
Coding region: 1-936 (311 amino acids)
Biological process (GO): G protein-coupled receptor signaling pathway
Cellular component (GO): membrane
Molecular function (GO): olfactory receptor activity; G protein-coupled receptor activity
Source: RefSeq, a predicted model, not a curated record